Molecule: messenger RNA, 1231 nt
Organism: Sarcophilus harrisii (Tasmanian devil)
Lineage: Eukaryota; Metazoa; Chordata; Mammalia; Dasyuromorphia; Dasyuridae
Gene: SELENOS
Product: selenoprotein S
Exons: 6
Coding region: 91-666 (191 amino acids)
Biological process (GO): retrograde protein transport, ER to cytosol; endoplasmic reticulum unfolded protein response
Cellular component (GO): Derlin-1 retrotranslocation complex; endoplasmic reticulum membrane; Derlin-1-VIMP complex
Source: RefSeq, a predicted model, not a curated record
CUCCCGCUCCGCCCAGCGAAUGACGUGUUUGCAGGAGCUGGUCCGUUCCCGGAUCCUCCGACCUCAAAAAGAGCAGCGUCGGCCUGGACGAUGGAGCCAGACGAGGACGGGAGGCUCCUUGCCAAGCCGGCCUUGGAGCAGGAGGGAAUCCGCUUUCUCCAAAACACUGUAGGCUGGCUGCUUUCCAAUUACGGCUGGUACCUUCUUUUCGCCUUGAUUAUUCUCUACCUGAUCUUUCAAAAGCUUUCCAGUAACUUCAGAGUCAUGACACAGAGAAGCAUGGAUGCAUCGGUGGCAUCUAAUAUAGAACCUGAUGUUGUUGUUAAACAACAGGAAGCUUUAGCAGCUGCUCGUUUGAGAAUGCAAGAAGAAUUAAAUAAACAGGCAGAAAAAUAUAAAGAAAAAUUAAAGCAGCUUGAAGAAGAGAAAAGAAGACAGAAAAUAGAGAUGUGGGAAAGUAUGCAAGAAGGAAAAAGUUACAAAGGAAAUGCCAAAAAGUGGUCAGAGCAGAAACCUGAACCUGGUUCUUCUAGUUCUUCAGCUAUACGAAAGCCUAAACCUGACAGAAAGCCUUUGCGUGGAGGUGGUUAUAACCCUUUGACUGGAGAAGGAGGUGGAUCAUGUUCUUGGAGACCAGGACGUAGAGGACCCUCAUCUGGUGGAUGAGGUUAAGAAUCUUGCUUAUGUCUCUUGACAUUAGCAAGAUAAAUUUUAGCCCACUAUUCAGCUGCCUAGCGUAUGCUUUUCACAGUGACGAUUUAAGGGGAAGUGGCGUUUAGUUCAUUUACUAUAAAUGUAGAUUCAUUUAAAGGUCAGAGGCAAUAAAAGUUAUAGAAAAAUGCCAAUAGGAUAGGAUUUAAGAGGUUGUACAUGGCAUUGUUUUAGUUUAAUACAUUUAAAAAUUAUUUUAAAUCAUUUUUUUGGUUGACUGAUCAGAGAUGGAAUAUAGUCUUUCAGAUGGCAAUUAAUAAUCUUUCUAGAAAGGCCUCAUCAUGAUAUUUUAAUCAUUUGAACGUCCAUGACUGUAGAUGAGUCUCUGUGACAGGCUGCGCAGAAUGAUGUCUUCCUUAUAAAUGGUGAACUCACCAGUGAGGAUUACUGAUGAUUGAUAGUUGAUGGUGUUUUUUUCUAUAUAUGCAUUUUUAUGCACAGAGCUUUGUAAAAUAUUGUAAAUAUUAAAAAUGAAAAUAACCUUUCUCAGCAUCUUUUUAUUAAACUAGAUAUGAUACAA